AAAACAUUUGAGACAAUGAAAAGUCGUACUAAGCAUGGGAAGGAGCGUCAGGAUAAGUACUAUUAUCUUGCCAAGGAGCAGGGUUACCGUGCGAGGUCUGCUUUUAAGAUAAUUCAGUUAGCCAAGAAGUUCAACAUUUUUGAGAAUUGCAAUGUUCUUGUUGAUUUGUGUGCUGCUCCUGGUGGUUGGUUACAAGUAGCUUCUAAGCACUUACCGGUAUCGAGUAUCAUAAUUGGUGUCGACUUGGUACCUAUUCGUCCCAUUAAGGGUGUUGUUACUAUACAGGCUGACAUUAGAACCCAGCGAUGUCGUAAUUUGAUAAACCAGCAGCUUCGCGGUGCUGAGGUUGACGUGGUUCUUCAUGAUGGCGCUCCUAAUGUCGGUGCCAACUGGAACCUGGACGCUUUUAACCAGAAUGUAUUAGUCAUUGAGGCCGCUAAGUUAGCGUCAAAUGUCCUUCGUAAGGGUGGUAUAUUCGUUACUAAGAUCUUUAGAUCUGCUGAUUACAAUUCAUUGAUCUGGACUUUGGGCAAAUGUUUCGAUCGUGUCAAAGUGACGAAGCCAUCUAGUAGUCGUAAUGUAUCAGCUGAGAUUUUUGCAGUUUGUAUUGGUUUCCGUACUCUGAAGUCAUUAGACCCCAAGAUAUUCAACUGCGAGAAUGUAUUCAUUUCACAGGGUGGUGCUCCAGCGGAUGAACCUGAAGAGUCGACUAAACCAAGCUCGUUAUCGGAGUUAUUACGUCAGGUUAAGAAGGUAAACAAGGAAGGUUACGAGGAAGGUGACGACUUCCGUGAGUACAGCAUUAUCGAGUUUUUGACUAGUUCCAACCCUGCCGAGAUGCUGGUUUCCUCUAAUCGUUUUGUAUUUAGACUGGGAUCUAAGGCAUCGGGUAUUGAUAAUGAAGCCGAAUUAUUGCAGAAGGUGGAAUCGCAUUCGCUAACUACUGAAGAGAUUCGUUUACUAUGCUCUGAUCUUAAGGUUGCUGGUCGUUCUGAUUUACAGCGUUUAUUAAAAUGGCGUCAAAAGUUACACAAGGAAUUCUUUCCGGUGUCAAAGCCUGAAAAGCAUGUGGUUGAUACUGUUACUCCAGUGGAUGCAGAUGCUGAACCGGAGGAAGAGGCACUGAAUCGUGAGCAGAUUGCGGCUCUUGACCGUGUACGUAAAGAUUUACGUCGUACCGAACGUAAGCAACGUCGUGAAAUGAUGAAACACAAGAAGGCCUUGGCUGGCAGUGCUUCUAUUAGUAUAGAUGCAGAUCCCGAACUAUUCCGUUUGAGUACAUUGCGUGGUCAUGACAUUGACGAGAUAUUGGAUGAGGAUAAUGAAUCUGACAGUUCUUCUAAAGCGGGUGACGACUUCCUUUACGCUGGCAAUGAUAACGCGAGUGAUUAUUCGGACACGGAUUCCAUGGAACUUCAAUUCGAGACUGAUGACGAGGAUGACCGGGUAGCUCAGAUGGAAGUUGACCUAGAGGUGCAGCACGAGAUGUCAAAGUUAGCUGACGACCGUCAGCCCAAGGUUGCUAAGAAACUCACACGUCGUCAGCGUGUUUACCAGGAGCGGGGAGCUGAGUUAUCAUCACUUCUGGACAGUAUGCAAUAUGAAGCUCGCUUAAAGGCUCAGCAGGAAAUGCAGGAAUCAGAUGAAGAGGAAUCAAGUGAUGAGGAACCGGAAGUUACAGAGCCUGUACCACAGGCUGUUACAUUGGACAAUACCACCAAUGACAAGACCCAAUCGGCUGAUGAUGCUAUGGUUGACCGGUGGUUUGACCAGGAUGUAUUCCACGACAUGCCUCGUGAGACUGCGCGCAAGCGCAAGACUCGUGAAACCCCUAAUGACAAGAAGAAUAAGAAGGAACCCACUUUUACUGUGGUUCCUGCAGUUUCUGAUGCUGACGCUGUUGAGCGUGUUCGUGACGAGGUUGAGUUAGAGCUUACUCGUAACAAGGAGACUAUCGCUGAGGUCCAGGCCAUGGGAUCGUUAUUGAUAAACAAGAGUACUCGCAUGGCGCUUAUUGACGGUGCAUACAACAGGCGUACUUUUGAUGACGGUGAUUUACCGAGUUGGUUUGAAGACGAUGAGAAGAAGCACAGUAACUACGAGUUACCUGUUACCAAGGAGCUGAUGAAGCGUUACAGGGCCAAGCUGUAUGAACUAAAGAACCGUCCAAUUCGUAAGGUUCUUGAAGCUCGUGGCCGUCGAAAGAUGCGUGUUCAGCGUAAACUCAAGAGUGUAUUACCUCGUGUUGAGGCGUUGCAGAACAGUGAUACCGGUAGUGCCAAGACUGCCAAGAAGCUUCUUCGCAAGGUUCAGAACACUGCUGCCAACAAGCGUGAGAAGGUUUAUGUGGUAUCUCGUCGUGGCGGAGCUGCAUCUACGGCUCCUAGUGGUGGCAAGGGUGCUCGUAAGGUGACCAAGGUCGUUGACAAGCGCAUGAAGAAGGACAAUGUGCGGCAAAAGCGCAAGCCCAAAUCGCGUUCUCGUAAAGCUCAUUUAGUUCAUUCUGUAUCUAUUUGUGAGUUGGCGGAGCACUUUGAUUGUGUGUCGGCAGGACCGCGUUGCUUAGAUUCUGCUGUUUCUGUAUCCGAUAUCGGCAUAGAGAAGAAGUCAAGUGAGGAAUUGUGUCUAUCGGAUAUAGAGAAGGAGCUUUACGGCGAUAUCGAUGCAUCCUCGCUGCCUGAGUUGGUAGUAGACACGGUGUGUGACGAGGGUGUGAUUUGUACUUCACAUACCUGCAGUCAGCGUAUAGAGGCUCUAGAGGCUGAGGUGCGUCUGCUACGUGCUCAAAACGCGCAGCUGAUAGUAAAUUCAUGUGCCCUGUACAACACUUUGAUGCAGCACAUUGAGAAGCUGCGUCUAGGUAUUCAGGACGGUCAAUCAUCGCCUAAUUUAUAGAUUAAUGUUUUCUAAGUAAG
This is a messenger RNA of Babesia bovis T2Bo, 2915 nucleotides long. RefSeq names its product ribosomal RNA large subunit methyltransferase J family protein. Gene Ontology annotation, biological process: maturation of LSU-rRNA from tricistronic rRNA transcript (SSU-rRNA, 5.8S rRNA, LSU-rRNA); maturation of 5.8S rRNA from tricistronic rRNA transcript (SSU-rRNA, 5.8S rRNA, LSU-rRNA); rRNA methylation. Gene Ontology annotation, cellular component: nucleus; nucleolus; preribosome, large subunit precursor. NCBI's taxonomy places the organism in Eukaryota, Apicomplexa, Aconoidasida, Piroplasmida, Babesiidae. Gene Ontology annotation, molecular function: rRNA (uridine-2'-O-ribose)-methyltransferase activity; rRNA (guanine) methyltransferase activity. The transcript is spliced from 4 exons. The record is from RefSeq and is a predicted model, not a curated record. Bases 16 to 2895 code for a protein of 959 amino acids.